Messenger RNA from Callithrix jacchus (white-tufted-ear marmoset), 1515 nucleotides. The record is from RefSeq and is a predicted model, not a curated record. Lineage: Eukaryota; Metazoa; Chordata; Mammalia; Primates; Cebidae.
UCUUGGACACGGGGCGCAAAGGAGUCAAGGAUGUUGCCAGGUCUGUGGCCGAAACUGAGAACCGAAUAGAGAAGCAGGCUGAGCAUGGUGGGGGUCAAUCUUUCCUUUAUCAACCCCAUGGUAAGUGAUCAGGAUGGUCACUAUUACUAAAAGUGAAAUGACAAAUCAGGACGCGACGUUCCCAAAAAACAAACCACCUGAGUCACACAAGUGUGAACUUUUUAAAUUUUUAUUUUGAGAUCACUCUAAGUUUGUGUUCAGUUGUAAGAAACAAGAGAGAUCCUGUGUACCCUUUACCCAUUCCUCCAUGUUGCAAAACUAGCACGACAUCACCGCCACGGUAGACGCGGACAGGCCGUAGGGCAUUUCCAUCAGCAGAAGGGACCCUCUUGUGCCCCCGUAGAGCCACAUCCACCCUGGCCUUCCAACUAACUUAAUGCUGGCAGGACUUAGCCAGACCGUAAGGACUCCUACUCGGGACAAAGAAGAGGGUCAGGGAAUGGGAGGGCGACUGAAGGCGGAUUGGCAGCACGCAAGCCCGCGGUAUUCCGGGACACAGCAGAGGUCUGCCGAGGAAGCACCCGCCUCCGCGAGUGCUGCGGCCCUGCCCCUUUCGCCGCGGCCGACCAAUUGCCGCCCGAAGGCGGAGCCGCUUCCGUCCGCGGCAGGGGAGGGCCGGAAAUGAGCGGUAGCUUUUUCCUCCAGCUACCGCCUUACCCAAGAUGGCGGACCUCCACCGUCAGCUGCAGGAGUACCUGGCGCAGGGGAAAGCGGGCGGCCAGGCGGCCACGGAGCCGUUACUUGCCGCGGGGAAGGCGGAGGAGCCCGGAGACGGGCCGGCGGGGGCGUGGCUGGGCCGCGCGAGCCUGCGCUGGGCGUGGUCGCGGAGCUCGACGGAGUCGGCGGCUGCGGGCCCGGCGUGCCUGCCGAGCGUGACGCGCGGGCAGCGGCUGGCGGCGGGCGGCGGGUGCCUGCUGCUGGCGGCACUCUGCUUCGGCCUGGCCGCGCUCUACGCGCCGGUGCUGCUGCUGCGCGCGCGCAAGUUCGCGCUGCUCUGGUCGCUGGGCUCGGCGCUGGCUCUGGCGGGAGGCGCGCUGCUGCGGGGCGGCGCGGCGUGCGGGCGCCUGCUGCGCUGCGAAGAGGCGCCGUCGCGGCCCGCGCUGCUCUACGGGGCCGCGCUGGGCGCCACGCUAUUUGCGGCGCUGAGCCUGCGGAGCACGCUGCUCACGGUGCUGGGCGCGGGCGCGCAGGUGGCCGCACUGUUGGCCGCGCUGGUCGGGCUGCUGCCCUGGGGCGGCGGCACGGCGUUGCGCCUCGCGCUGGGUCGCCUGAGCCGCGGCGCCGGCCUCUCCAAGGCUCUGCCCGUGUGAGGACCUCGCGCCCGCGCCACCUGGGAAGGACGCGGAGCCAGCGCCCGCAGAGCCGAGGACUGCACGCGGGUGUCGGGACCCCGCGGCGAAGGCCCUUCCGCGACCGCCUGCGAGUCUAAGUUGGGAGCGGCUGCUGGCACGGGAG